Molecule: messenger RNA, 588 nt
Organism: Trypanosoma rangeli
Lineage: Eukaryota; Euglenozoa; Kinetoplastea; Trypanosomatida; Trypanosomatidae
Exons: 1
Coding region: 1-588 (195 amino acids)
Source: RefSeq, a predicted model, not a curated record
AUGGGCAAUAAUGACACGGACACCGGCGCAGCAUACGGCACUUGCGACGCGUCAGUCGUGAUUCUACAGCGUUGCGCAGGCAAAAAACGAGAACGGACUCCGCGUUUCAAGUCCGUUUCAUCUGGGGAGGCUUUCACAGAGAACAAUGGUCACAUCGAUGUAGUGGAACACAGCAGCCGACUUUUGGAGUUUUUGCGCCUGCGUCGGCAGCAGCGGUGUGACAAUAGAUCCCUCUUCCACACAGAAGACCCUGAUGGAAGUGAUGAAGUUGUAUCCACUCUGAAGCAGAGUGAAUCGCACUCAGCGCCGCCCAUUUCCUUUUCUUUAGUCGAAUUGCCUAAGGCAGAAAAGAGUGAGACGCAAAGUAAUGGCUUUCGAUGCGGUGGCGAGUCGCUGCUGCAAGAGGGAUCCUCUCUUCUUCGUCCCCAAGCAGCAGUUCGUAGUACGGCCACGCAAACACAGGCGGAAACGCAGUUAGGUUCCUCUGAUUCGAACGAUCAGAUGGCGGUUUCCUCUUUAACAAAAGCUGAUUUGUUGAUGCUUCGGCUGUGCGAGUUGGACGCUCUGCUUCACAUAUUUUUUUCUUGA